Serendipita indica DSM 11827 is the source of this 831-nucleotide messenger RNA. The record is from the annotation of a GenBank genome assembly. Lineage: Eukaryota; Fungi; Basidiomycota; Agaricomycetes; Sebacinales; Serendipitaceae.
AUGUCCCGCAAUACGCCCGUGCUGGGAACAGCUGCACUGCAGAAUCCAGCAACUCAGCGUCUAAAUAUCACAAAGUCGACAUGCACCGACUUUUCCGUGUUCAAAGAUGUAAUGCGAGAAUACCGCAGGCUAGACGAUACAAUAACUAUGAGAAUGAAUCGAAACGGGGCUCUCUUUAGAGAUUCAGCGCGUACCUCCGGAUCGAGAACGAGCGCAUCUUCAUCUUAUGCAACGAGCAACGACGACUCGGAAGCAUGUCUAUACUUUUGGAAGCAACUUGUUGGUGUGUUACUGCUCUCGUCUGGCGUAACUAGCACUAAUCACCUUGCCGGUCGGCCAGCUAAUUGGAAGGCGCGGUCGGAAAUCAUCGACUACUGUGUAGAAGUACUAGACACACGGUUGGAAGAGAAAGAACGCUCCCUCAAUUCUCUAGUCGAUCAAGCUCGAGCACGAGGUGCUGGUCCCAACUUGUUCGAGCCAAAGAUGCCAGACGAGGAUAGAUGGAGAGGACCAACAAACGAGUUUUACCGAGCAAACUCGUCUUCGUCUCCACUACCUUCAGUCCCAGCAACUCAGAAUGAUCAAUCAUCGCUUUCCACGCGGGAACUUCAGGACAUUGAAAGAAGAAGACGUGAAAAGGAGACGGACGUUAGGGCAUCACUGUAUGAAGAGAGGGUCAAAAAGGAUUUGAUGAACAAUGAGAAAACUGUUGAAGCGAUUGUACGAAGGCGGUCAUAUGAGGCCUUUCGGAGUCGCUGCAAGUUUUUCGAACCGCCGACGCCAGACCCAUGGUGGGACCGAGUGACAAGUGAUCGACAAUCUCGGACAUAG